Messenger RNA from Pelobates fuscus (common spadefoot toad), 3055 nucleotides. RefSeq names its product protein phosphatase 1 regulatory subunit 3C (gene PPP1R3C). Gene Ontology annotation, cellular component: protein phosphatase type 1 complex. The transcript has 2 exons. The coding region runs from base 78 to 1025 and encodes 315 amino acids. The record is from RefSeq and is a predicted model, not a curated record. NCBI's taxonomy places the organism in Eukaryota, Metazoa, Chordata, Amphibia, Anura, Pelobatidae. Gene Ontology annotation, biological process: regulation of glycogen biosynthetic process. Gene Ontology annotation, molecular function: glycogen binding; protein phosphatase 1 binding.
ACCAGACAGCAGAGAGUUCUAUCUUCAGACUGCUGCAGUAGAAGAAACCUCACCUGCAGGGUUGAACACAGUACAGGAUGAUCCAGAUUCUGGAACCCCGUUCUCUUCCACGAUCGAUUAUGCCUGUUGAUGUUGCGGUUAGAAUAUGCUUAGCACAUUCUCCUCCACUGAAGAAAAUUCUUAGCCCUUACGAAGACUGCAAGGCAAGGAACUUUGUCAAUCGAUUUAAGCCACUUCGACCAUGCCUCUCAUUAAAGAAAGAAUCAGAUUCAAGAAGCAGUGAGUGGAAUCGGUCCAAAACCCGAAAUAAAAAGAAGGUCAUCUUUGCAGACUCUAAAGGGCUUUCCCUGACCUCAGUGCAUGUGUUUUCAGAUUUUAAGGAAGAACCAGCUGCCGAACUUCAGUUUAAUCUGAUAAAUUUGGAGGAUAUCACAGCCAGUUUAAAGUUACAUGAAGAAAAGAACUUGAUCUUGGGAUUCACAGAGCCCUCCUCCGAUUAUCUACAGUUCCGCAGCCGUAUCCAGAAAAAUUUAAUCUGCCUGGAAAACUGUAGUCUUCAAGAAAGGUCCAUAGCUGGGACCAUUAAGGUAAAAAAUCUGAGCUAUGAAAAAACCGUGAAGGUCAGAAUAACCUUUGAUACCUGGAAAACCUACAAAGAUGUAAUCUGUUCGUACAUGAACAACGUCUACGCAAGCACAGACAACGAUACAUUUUCAUUUGUUAUCGAUAUCCCUCCGAACAUUCCCAGCCAUGAAAAAAUGGAGUUUUGUCUGUCAUAUGAAAGUGAUGGCCGAGUCUUCUGGGACAACAACGAAGGACAAAAUUACUCUGUAAUUCAUGCAGAAUGGAAAUCUGAUGGUGUGCAAACUCUGACACCAACUAAAACAGACAUAACCUCAUACAAAUCCCAAAAGAUAAAACAAAAGAAUGACUUUGAUCAGUUUGGAAGUCCUAGGACAUCAGCUGGUCUUUUUGCUGAAUGGCAGAGCUGGGGUAAAAUUAUAAACACAUCACCCUAUUGGUAAAAAUAACCAGUCAUUGGCUAACGAUUUUACUUAUUAAGGGCACACUGUGCCUGUAAGAGCUAAAAUAUGCAACAAGCUAAUUGCAUGUAAAUCUGCUCCAAGCUGUGUUAUUGUCGUCGUGCCACUGUGAACAUACUCAAGCACAGCAAGCUUUUAUGAAGUACAUAUUAAGGUUCUUAGAGACAAUAUGUACAACAUUAACUCGUUAAACUCGUUCAUUGCACUAAACAUUACUGUGCAUAAACAUUACUGGGAGAAAUAUUUGCUAUUAAUUUGAAAAUUAAAAAUGAUAGCUAUAAUAACCCUUACAAAAAGAUUUUAGGAGCCGGUCUUUUAAAAUCCAAAGAUGUUUUUUGCAAGUGACUUAUGUAAUUGUAACCAUUUACACUAUUUGAAUAGUCCUUGAAAUUUGAAAAAUGAAAUAAUUAACUAUAAACCAGGGACCCCCAACCACCUUUUAUCAUAGAGAGCCAUAGGUGUUUUGCAACAUUUAACAAAUUAUAUUCCCCUCCUUAGAUGAAGGAUUGAUUAAAAGACAUUUGAGUGUCAGAAAGGUAUACAAAGUACUCGGGUAUUCAUGCACAGCUGUUUAAUAGCCAUAUAGUAGCCUAUAGCAGCAUAAACUCUAUGAUGUUAUGUUAAGUGCCUUUUAUACAAUGUUGCCAAACAUGAUGUGCAAGGUUGGAGGCUGUCUAACCGAAAUAUUUUCUAGCAGAACAAUUUGUGUCCGCGUGUGCCAUACAGAAAUGAUGCAAAGCCAAAUUGUAUAUUCACACUACAUUGGCACUUCUGCAAUGGUUUUUUUUUUUUUUCAUACGACUCUCUUGCACUCAAUAUAUAUUUUAACUGCCCCAAUUAUCUGAUGUUUGGGAACAGAAAAUAAUGAAAAACAAUCAGUAUUAAAUACACAAAGAGGGUUUAAAACUCAGGAUCACAAAAUAAUGUUGGUCCCUUUGCAAUUGAUACAUCUUUUCAAAUAAUUAGUGACAGUUUGUGUCCACAAUUGUUUAUGACAUAACUACAGGAGUCACAAAAUUCAGAUCCUUCACAUUGAAGGUAAUAAGAAUGUGUUGCACCUUUUCAACAUUAAUUUGGUAUGUAAUAGAAUUGUAGUUUCCUUAAAGAAAGGAUGAGUUGAUUGUAGUUGAUGUUUUUUGCACAUUUUUAGGCAAAGCCUUUGAGAAUUGCUAUUUCAGGAUACAGAUGUCUUGCCCUAUUAUUUGGAUACAUUUUAUCAGAUGUCUUUUAUAGCAGUGAUGUAUUUUUCGCUUGGAUAAUCAUUUUAAUCCUAUUUUUUCUUAAUUCUUAAAAAAAAAGAGAGAGAGAGAGAAAAAUACAAAACUUGUGCACUUUUGGAUCCCAAUGGUUAAAGAAAACUUCUGUAUUUUUCUAUUUUAUAGCGGGUUUGGAUGUGUAAUAUUUUUAAAUUUAAGCAGCAUUUGUAAGCUGAUGGGUAUUUGUGUUAGAAUAAAAGUAGGAUUUGUUUGUGUUUCUAAAACAAAAUGUGAUGUUCAUUAAGAAUGACAGCAAUCGUUCUUUCGGUGUGAUUGUAUUAUGUUCUAAGAAAAUGGUUCAUAAGCUCUAGUUAUAACUUAUCAGGUAAGACAUACUGAACUGCAUGUGUAUUUUAAGAGGUGGAUGUAUAAAUAACAAAGUGAUUGACAGAUUCAGAUUCAGAUCAGAGUCAGAAUAAGGGGGUAUGGUUUUAAGGUCGCAAAUGAAAAAGGAUUUAAGGUCUGGAGUAUACUGUACAUUAAUCUAUCCUGACAAUUUCAAUUUUAUGAUGUUUUAAAAGGAUAGGAUACAGAAACAGACUUAAUGGACCUGACAUCAAAAUCUACCGUAUGUCAGUGUAAGCACAAAUCCAUGUUUGAGAUUGUUUGUUAAAAACACGUAUGUGGAGAUCUUCCUUAUACUGCAGACAAAUGAACAUGUGACUUUUUCUAAUUGUUCUCUAAAAUGUGUUCCCUAAUGUAAUGUUUGAACACUGUAAGAUUGUCCAAUAAUAAAUUAUGUUUUUUAUAUAAUGA